AUGCCUUCAACCAUGACUCCCAGCGUUGACCUAUCAAAGCGCCGACGCUUCCAACCUCCUAUCACCUCGUUCUUCACAUCUGCCACAGAACCGGUGUCCUCUGACACACCUGCUGUGUCUCACCACCACCACUACGCCGCAGCAACUUUCUCUGCGACCCCGGUCGUCCCCGCCACAGUGCAGUCCUCCCUCCUCUCCGUCGGGAUGCGGGUUCGGAAAUCUGUUGCCGAUGGAUACAGGACCAACCUGGCUAAGACUCAAGAGAAAGUCGCACCUCAACCUGCCACCGCUCAGACACCUGGAGUCCAGCCCUUUCGAGGAAACCGCAGCCACUCCGAACUGACUCCUUUCUCCGGUCUUGGCCGCGAUGAGUACCUUGUCAACGACGAUGGUGACGCCUUUUCACUUCCCCCAAGUAGCCAGGAGUCCGUCGACUCAGUCUCGGGUGCUCUGGGUGGCCAAAAGCGGUCUUUGGAUGUUGAAGAAAUCUAUGCCGACGAGGAUGAUGACGACUACGAUUACCGACAAGACGGUUCCUUCGGUCCCACCAUUCUGUCUCCCAACAUGGGCCAGAGCCGUCGCAUUCUCCCUAUGCGCGGCAGCAAGGUUCAGCAGUCUACCAUCGACAUCGAUGACUUUGAAGAAGCUUCCUUCCUUCGUCGCCGUGAAGAAGUUGAUGCCGAUGACGUUCGGAUGUACGGCGCUUGA
Molecule: messenger RNA, 708 nt
Organism: Penicillium brevicompactum
Lineage: Eukaryota; Fungi; Ascomycota; Eurotiomycetes; Eurotiales; Aspergillaceae
Exons: 1
Coding region: 1-708 (235 amino acids)
Cellular component (GO): nucleus; cytoplasm
Molecular function (GO): ribonucleoside-diphosphate reductase inhibitor activity
Source: RefSeq, a predicted model, not a curated record